Messenger RNA from Dendrobium catenatum, 976 nucleotides. Its product is annotated as DNA repair RAD52-like protein 2, chloroplastic. The transcript has 4 exons. NCBI's taxonomy places the organism in Eukaryota, Viridiplantae, Streptophyta, Magnoliopsida, Asparagales, Orchidaceae. Bases 234 to 824 code for a protein of 196 amino acids. Gene Ontology annotation, molecular function: DNA binding. The record is from RefSeq and is a predicted model, not a curated record. Gene Ontology annotation, biological process: double-strand break repair via homologous recombination.
UUUUGACCAAAGCCAUUAGGCAUUUGCUUGCGUUGCGCGAGGUUAGGUUGGUAGUUGGAGAAUGCUUUCCUUUCAUUCACUGAAAGGAAAUGAAUGAAAAAUCCAUAAAUGCGUGAAAGAGAGAGAGAGACGAAGCAGAAGGCUAAUCAGAGCUUCUACGCUGCUUUUACAUCUCUCAUCUCUUGUUCUUCUACGAUCUGCUUCCCAUCGGAUAUAGAGUUGCUGUAGUGUUGAUGGAGACGGCAAACGCCGUAUUUUUUGGCGCUAACUUGGCUAUCCCGGCGGUAUCGCGAGUUUCUCGUCCACGGGGGAGGAUCGGAUUUGAGGGCGGCCGGAGGAAAUGUAUGGCUACGGCCUCGCUUGAAAAGAAUGCGGGAACUGGCGGCGGGAGUAAUGGGAAGAAGGUUAGUGUGCCUAACUCCAACUACGUUGUACCGCUCGACAUGGCGGCGGCGGGUUUAACUCGUCCCCUCAACGAGAUCCUGCGAGACCUGAACAAGAGGGUACCGGACAAGAUCAUCAAUCCUGUGGACAACUCCAUUCCCUGGUAUCAUGCGAACAGAAUGCUGAGCUUCUACGCCCCAGGCUGGUGUGGAGAGGUGCGUGAUGUUAUCUUCUCAGGGAAUGGAAGCGUGACAGUGGUGUAUCGCGUUACUAUACGAGGAUCAGAUGGAGAGGCACACCGCGAAUCUACUGGAACGGCAUCUUCGAGUGAUAGCCGAUAUGAAGACCCUGUGACUGCUGCAGAAGAAAUUGCGUUUGGUAGAGCUUGUGCUCGAUUUGGCUUUGGCUUAUAUCUGUAUCAUGAAGAUGAAGCUGUUUAACCCAAAUGAAAGCCAUGAAUCAUCUGCGACUGAUCAUUUUUUGUUCCAAAAGUUAAGAAACUGUUACUUAUUACAUUCAUCUCUCAGAAUUGCCUAACAUAGAUUUCCAUAUUGCCGGCUUAUGUGCUGUAAUAAAUUAAAUUGUUUUUGUU